Messenger RNA from Aricia agestis (brown argus), 3174 nucleotides. RefSeq lists its product as uncharacterized. Bases 208 to 3174 code for a protein of 988 amino acids. Lineage: Eukaryota; Metazoa; Arthropoda; Insecta; Lepidoptera; Lycaenidae. The transcript has 5 exons. Gene Ontology annotation, cellular component: membrane. Gene Ontology annotation, molecular function: ligand-gated monoatomic ion channel activity. The record is from RefSeq and is a predicted model, not a curated record.
GUGAACGAGCCAGCUUUAUUGCUGACCACGCAAAAUUCCCUUCAAAUCGAAAAAACUGCAAAAUGUGUACUGAAAUUAUCCGCUAAAUAUUUCGUCGAUAAAAAAGCGCUAAAAGGCAGCAUCGUAAUCAUCAACAUAAAUUCUUACGAGUCGACUACGGAAGGCCUCCUCCUGAGAACAAUACACAGUGGUAUAAAAUAUUCCAUAAUGGUUAAAGAUUCACGCUACCCGCACGCCAAUGCAUCGCAUUUCCCCGAAAAGGCUAAGAAUUAUAUGCUCAUAUUAGAAGAUAAAUCUGAACUCCCGAGGAAUAUAUUGCAACUGAAUAAAUUGCCUACUUGGAAUCCCCUAGCCAAGGCGAUAGUUUAUUACGAAAUAACCCCGGAAGGUGAUGCCGAGGAGACGGCCAUUCUUUUCAUAAACGAGCUCCGUAAACACAAGCUAUUUAAAAGUAUCAUAUUUAUAUACUCCCCUAGGGACGACGAAAUCGUGACAUUCUCUUGGACGCCGUACAGCGACACGAACUGUGCGGGCGAGUGCGACUCCGUCUACGUUUUAGACAAGUGUAAAGAUGACGUCAUAUACGAAGUAGAGCCGCAGAGAGAAAUCCUUCCGGCCGAUCUAAAGGGCUGUCCCCUAACGACAUACGCCGUAGUAUCGGAGCCCUACGUCAUGCCUCCGACGAGAAAAGCGGGCAACAAAAUGUUUAAUGAUUCGUACGAGUUCGAAACGGGUAGCGAAAUAAAUCUCGUGAAAAUCAUAAGUCAGUUUACAAACACGAGCCUCAUAAUGCGGAUGUCGGAGGAGGAGGAAAAUUGGGGAAAGAUAUACUCCAACGGCACCGCGACGGGCGCGUACGGAGUUUUGAAAAAUGAUUCCGUCGACCUCGUUAUAGGCAACAUCGAGGUUACGAAAACGAUUAGAAAAUGGUUUCACCCCACGAUAAGUUAUACUCAAGAUGAAAUGACGUGGUGUGUGCCGAAAGCGGGUAAAGCCUCGACGUGGAAUAAUUUGAUUAUAAUAUUUCAGUGGACCACCUGGCUAGCUACCUUCGGAAGUUUAAUAGUGAUGGGUCUCGUCUUUCACUACUUGUAUUACAGAGAGAACAGGGGAGUAACUAAGUGGCCGACUAAUUCAAUACUAAUGACGCUCAGUAUGCUGCUCGGCUGGGGUGCUCUUUUUACACCAAAAUCGUCGACAUUUCGUAUUCUUAUAUUCACGUGGCUCUGUUUCAGCAUUAACAUAAGCAUCUCCUACGAGUCAUUUCUGCGGAUUUUCCUCAUGCACCCGCGGUUCGAGAGACAGAUAAGUAGCGAGUCGGAUCUCAUUCAGUCUAGAAUUCCUCUGGGAGGCCGAGAGAUUUACCGAUCCUAUUUUGAGACUAAUAACGCCAGCGCGUUUUAUUUGUAUCGCAAAUAUAAGUCGACGACGUUCUCGGAGGGGAUAAGGCGCGCGGCUCUCGAUAGGAAUUUCGCCGUCGUUUCAUCCCGAAGGCAAGCGGAAUAUAUCGAUCAGAAAUUAGGUAAAGGUGCGGGUUUAACCUAUUGCUUCCCAGAGAGCCAUAACCUUUACAAAUACGGCGUUGUUUUGCUAGCCAGGAAAUGGUAUCCGAUGUUGGAAAGGUUCAAAUAUAUUAUUCGGGCAGUUUCCGAGAACGGUUUAAUAGAUAAAUGGAAUAAGGAGCUGUUUAUUCAUACCAAGAGUGCAGAUAGCACGCAGACUAUAGUGCCCCUGAGUGUACAACAUCUAUCGGGAGCUUUUAUUUUAAUAGGAAUACUCUACACUCUGGGUAUAGUAAUUUUUAUUAUCGAAGUAUUAACGUUAUUAAAACUAUGUUAUAGAACUUAUAAAGAUAAGCGCACCCGCGAGAUCACCGCGUACCUGCGCCGCCUACCACAGGGCAAUGCCGCCUACCACACGGCAAUGCCGCCUACCACAGGGCAAUGCCGCCUACCACAGGGCAAUGCCGCCUACCACAGGGCAAUGCCGCCUACCACAGGGCAAUGCCGCCUACCACAGGGCAAUGCCGCCUACCACAGGCUGAGAUCUCGGGUGGCACAGGCGAUUUUUGUAGAAUGUGUCGCGUUGAUCACCGGAACGGUAAUCACCGCGACGGGUAUCAACGCGACGGAGAUCACCGCGACGGGUAUCAACGCGACGGAGAUCACCGCGACGGGUAUCAACGCGACGGAGAUCACCGCGACGGGUAUCAACGCGACGGAGAUCACCGCGACGGGUAUCAACGCGACGGAGAUCACCGCGACGGGUAUCAACGCGACGGAGAUCACCGCGACGGGUAUCAACGCGACGGGUAUCAACGCGACGGAGAUCACCGCGACGGGUAUCAACGCGACGGAGAUCACCGCGACGGGUAUCAACGCGACGGAGAUCACCGCGACGGGUAUCAACGCGACGGAGAUCACCGCGACGGGUAUCAACGCGACGGAGAAUACCGCGACGGGUAUCAACGCGACGGAGAUCACCGCGACGGGUAUCAACGCGACGGAGAUCACCGCGACGUGUAUCAACGCGACGGAGAUCACCGCGACGGGUAUCAACGCGACGGAGAUUACCGCGACGGGUAUCAACGCGACGGAGAUCACCGCGACGGGUAUCAACGCGACGGAGAUCACCGCGACGGGUAUCAACGCGACGGGUAUCAACGCGACGGAGAUCACCGCGACGGGUAUCAACGCGACGGAGAUCACCGCGACGGGUAUCAACGCGACGGAGAUCACCGCGACGGGUAUCAACGCGACGGAGAUCACCGCGACGGGUAUCAACGCGACGGAGAUCACCGCGACGGGUAUCAACGCGACGGAGAUCACCGCGACGGGUAUCAACGCGACGGAGAUCACCGCGACGGGUAUCAACGCGACGGAGUUCACCGCGACGGGUAUCAACGCGACGGAGAUCACCAAGACGGGAAUCACUGCGUCGGGUACACUACUACGAGCUCACCUCUCCGGGCUCUGUGGCCGUUACUUGUCCUACAUAUCUACCUGCCGGCAAUCUAGCUGCCUACAACCUACCUGCCUACCUGAACCCUACCUGCCUGCCCUGCAUCCAGUCUACUUACAACAUACCUAUCUACCACUUACCUACCGGAGCUUUCAGGAAAGUAAAGUACACAUGGGCACAACAGGAUCACACUUUGUGAAAGACGAACUAUGA